CCGUCCCUCCCGUCCGCCCGUCCAUGGCGGGCGAGCCCCCGAAGAAAGGGCCGUUUUCGGCCCUGGUGGGGCACACCAACGGCCUCACCAAGCCCGCCGUCCUGGCCGGCGCCGCCAGCAACGCCGCCAACGCCGCCAACGCCAACGCCUCCGCCUCCAGGAAGCUGGUCAUUAAAAAUUUCAGAGACAGACCCAAAUUGCCUGAUAAUUACACUCAGGAUACAUGGCAGAAGCUCCAUGAAGCAGUGAAAGCCAUACAGAGUAGCACCUCCAUCACAUACAACCUCGAAGAGCUCUACCAGGCCGUGGAAAAUCUCUGUUCUUACAAAGCGUCCCCGGUACUCUACAAGAAGCUGUGGCAGGCUUGUGAAGAUCACGUCAAAGCCCAAAUCGUUCAGUUCAGAGAAGAUAAUCUGGACAGCGUCUUAUUUUUAAAGAAGAUCAACAAAUGCUGGCAAGAUCACUGCCGGCAGAUGGUCAUGAUUAGAAGUAUUUUCCUGUUUUUGGAUCGCACUUACGUACUGCAGAAUUCACUGCUUCCUUCUCUGUGGGACAUGGGAUUAGAACUUUUCAGGACUCACAUCAUCAGCGAUAAACUGGUGCAGAGCAAGACUAUCGAAGGAGUCCUUUCACUCAUCGAGCAAGAGAGAAAUGGUGAAACAGUGGACCGGAGUUUAUUGCGAAGUCUGUUGAGUAUGCUCUCCGAUCUACAAGUCUACAAAGAUUCAUUUGAACACAGGUUUUUGGAAGAGACAAACUGCUUAUACGCCGCCGAAGGCCAAAGGUUAAUGCAAGAAAGAGAGGUCCCAGAGUACCUUGAUCACGUGAGCAAACGCUUAGAAGAGGAAGGCGAUAGAAUAAUCACCUAUUUAGACCAAAGUACACAGAAACCAUUAAUUGCAUGUGUGGAGAAACAACUCUUAGGUGAACACUUAACAGCAAUUCUGCAGAAAGGACUUGACCAUUUGCUCGAUGAAAACAGGGUGUCGGAUAUCACGCAAAUGUACCAGUUGUUCAGUCGGAUGAAAGGCGGGCAGCAGAUCCUACUGCAGCACUGGAGCGAAUACAUCAAGACUUUUGGAACGACAAUAGUAGUGAAUCCUGAAAAGGACAAAGAUAUGGUGCAGGAGCUGCUAGAUUUUAAGGAUAAAGUAGACCACAUCAUAGACGUGUGCUUUCAGAAAAAUGAAAAAUUUAUCAACCUGAUGAAGGAAUCCUUUGAAACGUUUAUCAACAAGAGACCAAAUAAGCCUGCAGAGCUGAUAGCAAAGCAUGUUGAUUCCAAAUUAAGAGCCGGCAAUAAAGAAGCAACCGAUGAAGAACUGGAGAGAAUUCUUGACAAAAUCAUGAUAAUAUUCAGAUUUAUUCAUGGUAAAGAUGUCUUUGAAGCAUUUUAUAAAAAAGACCUGGCGAAACGGCUCCUGGUGGGAAAGAGUGCCUCAGUUGACGCCGAAAAAUCCAUGUUAUCCAAACUUAAACACGAAUGCGGGGCUGCUUUCACCAGCAAAUUGGAAGGAAUGUUCAAAGAUAUGGAACUUUCUAAAGACAUCAUGGUGCAAUUUAAGCAGUAUGUCCAGAAUCAAAGCGAUCCAGGCAGUAUAGAUCUGACAGUAAAUAUACUCACUAUGGGGUAUUGGCCAUCGUACACCCCGGUGGAAGUUCAUUUACCAUCAGAAAUGGUUAAGCUUCAGGAAGUAUUUAAAACUUUUUAUCUCGGAAAGCACAGCGGCCGAAAACUGCAAUGGCAGACCACUCUGGGGCAUGCUGUCCUGAAAGCAGAGUUCAAGGAAGGAAAGAAGGAAUUUCAAGUGUCACUUUUCCAGACCUUAGUGCUCCUCAUGUUUAACGAAGGAGACGAAUUCAGUUUCGAAGAAAUAAAAAUGGCUACCGGUUUAGAGGAUAACGAACUGCGGAGAACCUUACAGUCUUUGGCUUGUGGUAAAGCGCGGGUCCUGAAUAAAAACCCAAAAAGCAAGGAUAUAGAGGACGGAGACAAAUUCACCUUCAAUGGAGAGUUCAAACAUAAGUUGUUUAGAAUUAAGAUCAAUCAAAUCCAGAUGAAAGAAACUGUUGAGGAACAAGUUAGCACCACAGAAAGAGUGUUUCAGGAUAGACAGUACCAGAUUGAUGCUGCUAUUGUUCGAAUAAUGAAGAUGAGGAAAACACUAGGUCAUAAUCUUCUCGUUUCUGAAUUAUAUAAUCAGUUGAAAUUUCCGGUAAAGCCUGGAGACUUGAAAAAGAGAAUCGAAUCCCUCAUAGACAGAGACUAUAUGGAGAGAGAUAAAGACAACCCCAAUCAAUAUCACUAUGUUGCAUAAUGAAGAUGACAAAGACUGGUUUUUUUUUAUAAAACACUAGAAUGUAUCUUCAAGACACUGAACCAUCCCUCCGCCGUUUCCAGACUUACUUUCAGCCAGAUUUCAGGUUGAUGCCUAUGGUUCAGAUCAGCUGCUUGCACUGCUGUGGAUGAGAAGCAAAGGAAAUGUUUUCUUGGGUCAUCCUUCAUAAGGCUUUAGUGAUGUUUAAAUGGCAUAUUUUUAUUUAGUUCUUUUUUUCUUGUUCGGUUUUCAGAGUGUUUCUCCGACUGUUCAGUUUAUUUCAGAGUUGGAAGGGAAAAAUCUACCUUAAAAAAGGUAUUUUUUCUGUAAGGCCUUUCAGGGUGGGUUUGGUUUUUUUUGUUUGCAGUCACGAAUGCACGUUGUGAAAAUAAGACCCCCUCCCACCCCCCCCCCACCCCCAAUACUGCCACCUUUAAACUAUUAAGAUAAAUUAGCUGUCUCUGAAAAAGGAAACCUUAACUAAUGAACACUUAGGUAGAAAGAUCCAUUUGUGUUCAUAUUCAUGGUUUCAGAUUUACCUACUGUAAACACCAGUAUCUUUCUCUCUCUAGUUUAAACAAACUCAUAUGCUUUCAAACUGAUUUUGCAGACUGAUUUUUAAUUUUUUUGCAAGUCAGGUUUCUAAGUGCAAUUUCUCAAGUGCCAACAGGACAGUCUUGUUAAAUAAACUUAGGGAACCAUCCGAUUAUUUAAGUGCAUUGCUCAGUCGUGAAUUUUAUGUUUGGAAUCGUUUGGGAUUUUUUUUCCUUUUUUUUUUUGUGGCCAUUAUAAGAUUGAGUCUAGCAGGGCCCCGCUUUGGCUUUAGAGUGGACGCUUUGUGAUUUUUAUUACCGUAUCUUUAGAAGUGCAGCAGUUAAAGCUUGGGUUUUGCCUUUGCGAUCAGGCCUAGGAGCAGUUACCAUUCAAUAGGUUCCUUCCCCAUAAAAUAAGUGGCUAAAGACAGGAGUUUUGGUACGGGAGUAGCAGAGGUCACUUUGCUUAGAGAGGCUAAAAGGAUUUUGUCGGUAUCUUGUUUUCUGUUGUCUACUUUUGGAGGCCAACUGGAACUAAAGAAUGAAAAUGCCAUAGCCAGGUUAGUUAUGGUAACUCUGAGAAAGAUACUCUGCAUAUUAUAUAGAGUUGGCUAAAAAGCGGGUUUUCCUUAAUAAAAGGCUAGCAAAGGAAUUUUGGUCAAGGCUUAAUGCGGGUAUAAUUAAGCAAUUGGGGGGGGGGGUGCUAAAUUUAUGUAAUUUGAUUUUCUGCAUGAUUAUUUUUAAAAUCCCCCUUUGAAAAACUCCACACUAAAACGCCAUCCGAUAAGUUCCCUUAUUAAAGUCCCGUUUCGGGCCUCCGGUGUCAUCAUUUCCAAUGAAUGACUUGUUUACUUUCUUGAUUCCAUGAAGAAACCAGGUAGAGUUCCAUUGCAUAGACUUAACAAGAAAUGUGUCUGAAGAUUGUUUAUAUUGUAAUUUAAUGUAGACAUAUAUUUUGAAUAAAACUAGUUUGAAUUGCCUAAAAAUUAAAGAAAUAAAAUGUUAUGUUCUGAUA
Tachyglossus aculeatus (Australian echidna) is the source of this 3866-nucleotide messenger RNA. RefSeq names its product cullin 4A (gene CUL4A). The transcript is spliced from 20 exons. Gene Ontology annotation, biological process: ubiquitin-dependent protein catabolic process; DNA damage response; protein ubiquitination. NCBI's taxonomy places the organism in Eukaryota, Metazoa, Chordata, Mammalia, Monotremata, Tachyglossidae. The record is from RefSeq and is a predicted model, not a curated record. Gene Ontology annotation, molecular function: ubiquitin protein ligase binding. Gene Ontology annotation, cellular component: Cul4A-RING E3 ubiquitin ligase complex. Bases 24 to 2318 code for a protein of 764 amino acids.